AUGGUCAAGCUGGGCACAGCACGUGCCAGACGGGACGAGGCAGAUGGAGCAGUGGACGUGCUCGUCUCCCACCUGGCUGCCGGGUUGGCCUCGGCUGCCUUUGCCGACAUGGAGCUCUCCUCUCGCCUGGGUGACAUCGGUGACGUCCUCACUCCGCUCUUUGUCCCCUCCAUCGCACCCAUCCGCCCGACUGCCACCAUCGCCACGACCGCCACCACGGCCAGUACCGGCACUACUGCUGCCGCCACGAAUGCUGCCGUUGCUGCCGUCUCGGGUGAUGUCAAUCAAGAGUCGGCGGCGGCGGCGGCGCGGGCGGUCAUGCUGGCCAGGGCCAUUCCCGUUCAUGCCGUCAUUCUGGCCAUGCGAUCGCCAGUGGUGGCGCAGGCGCUGAAAGGACGGCGGCUGCGGAUGCGGAUUACGGGCGUGCCGCCUGAUGUGCUCCGGGCGGUGGUGGAGUACGUGUACACGGGAGAGUGCGAGCUCGAGAACGAGGGCUACUCGGAGCUGCAGCGUCUCGGCCAGCUCGCGCAUGCGGCGCAGCUGCUGGGCAUGGAUCAUUUGCUGGGCGAGUGCCUGAGAGACUUGGCUGUGGCGCAGCUGACAGUGGCCGACGCCAUCUGUCUUCACGGCCUCAUUGUGACGCUGCCGGCGAAGCUGGUCGACGCCAUUUCCUUCCACUGGAAGAGCUUCAUGCGGCGGCACUACGAGGAUUUCAUUCGGAUGGCGGCCAACGGCGAGAUUCACACCGGCUACGAGCCCGAGCGUGCCGACAUGCACGUACGCAUCCGGACGGGCGAUGUCAUUGCGCUGCUCUCGGCCUUGCCGCAGGACGGCGGGACUGCAGCGGAGCAGGUCGUUCGCACCGCCUGCCACCUGUACAUCGAGACCAACGCGUACGCUGUCCUCAUGUCGCCGCACUUUCUGCGCUCGUCGGUCGACUCGCUGAGAGUCGUCCUCACCUCGCGCACCUUGCAGGUCAAGGAGAAGCUUCUCUUUCAGGCUGUGCUCCAGUGGAUCCUCAUCGACCCCGCCAGCCGCGAGGCCGAGUGCACCGAGCUUAUGACCCACAUCAAUCUUGACAAGGUCCCGUCGCGUCUCCUGCUCGAGGCCAAGCGCCAGGGCUUUGAGUUUCCAGACAAGGCGUACAAAGCUGCGCUGGUCAAGCACCACCGAUCGCGGCACGUCCGCGACGUAGCAUACCGCUACAACCCACGGCUCACCGCCAUCAACAUGCACUCGACCAAGCGGCCGGGCAAGGACCUCCGGGCGCUGCGCGGUGGCGUCCGGUCGCAUCGCAACGCCCGCGAUGUAAUUUCUGCCUCCAGCUCGUCGAGCUCCCUAGAGGAGCUCGCUCGGUUCCAGCAGACAGUGCUCAACUCGCUCAAGCCCAGCGAAGCGCGGGCAAACCGGGCUACGACGGCCGGCGCCGGCGACGACGGGGAAUCAUCUUCGGCGGCGCCGCUCUCGCUCUCACGGUCGAAUUCAUUCGACAACACGUCGAUCGCUAGUUCGACCGCGUCGCAGCAGCCGUCGCCCAACCAUCCGCUACUCCGUGGGGCGGGUUCGUCGCUCUCGCGCGCCUGGCGGCAGAACUCGUAUGUCUCGCUCGUCAAGCGGGUCCGCAAACAGAACCACGUCCGUGCCCGCGGGACACGGCCCAGCGGUCUCGGCGGCGGCGGCGGCGGCGGCAGCGGCGAGACCACCGUGCGCCACACUCCACAGCCGCCGCCCGGACGGAGCCUUGGCCGCUCCGUCUCGGCCCGGCGGGUCCGCACGCGCGCGCCGCCGAGUUGA
Molecule: messenger RNA, 1794 nt
Organism: Thecamonas trahens ATCC 50062
Lineage: Eukaryota; Apusomonadida; Apusomonadidae
Exons: 2
Coding region: 1-1794 (597 amino acids)
Molecular function (GO): protein binding
Source: RefSeq, a predicted model, not a curated record